Molecule: messenger RNA, 1219 nt
Organism: Leptinotarsa decemlineata (Colorado potato beetle)
Lineage: Eukaryota; Metazoa; Arthropoda; Insecta; Coleoptera; Chrysomelidae
Product: actin, clone 403-like
Source: RefSeq, a predicted model, not a curated record
CGUUAUUGUUAAAAUCUUCAGUUAGGUUCUUGUUGCUCGGUGAGUUCGGAACGUUUUUUUAUUGCCAGGAUAAAUUAAAGGUGUAAAAUGUGUGACGACGACGUUUCAGCUCUUGUAGUAGACAACGGUUCGGGAAUGUGCAAGGCAGGUUUCGCAGGAGAUGACGCACCACGGGCAGUUUUUGCCAGUGUAGUGGGAAGACCGCGAUAUCAGGGUGUGAUGGUGGGCAUGGGCCAGAAGGACUCUUAUGUCGGAGACGAGGCCCAAACCAAGCGAGGCGUGCUGACUGUCAAGUAUCCCAUCGAGCAUGGCAUAAUCACCAACUGGGACGACAUGGAGAAAAUCUGGCAUCACACCUUCUACAACGAACUGAGGAUUUCACCGGAAGAGCACCCAGUACUGCUGACCGAGGCGCCCCUCAACCCGAAAAUCAACAGGGAGAAGAUGACGCAGAUAAUGUUCGAAACUUUCAAUUGCCCCGCCAUGUAUGUAGCCAUCCAGGCGGUGCUGUCUUUGUACGCGAGUGGCAGAACUACGGGGAUAGUGAUGGAUUCUGGGGACGGAGUGUCGCAUACAGUACCUAUAUAUGAGGGUUAUGCUCUUCCACACGCUAUUCUCCGAAUGGACCUCGCAGGACGAGAUCUCACUGAUUAUCUAAUGAAACUCCUUACUGAACGAGGAUACAGUUUCACCACUACUGCAGAAAGGGAAAUCAUUAGGGAUCUGAAAGAGAAAAUCUGCUUCGUGGCUCUAGAUUUCGAACAAGACCUCGCGAUAGCUCAAAAUACGACUUGUUUCGAAAAAUCUUACGAACUUCCCGACGGCCAAAUUAUCACUUUGGGUAAUGAAAGGUUUAGGUGUCCGGAAGCGAUGUUCCAACCAUCUUUAAUAGGUAUGGAGACACCGGGCAUCGCUGAAACAACUUACCUCUCCAUCAUGAGAUCGGACAUGGACAUCAGAAAAGAUCUUUACGCGAAUACCGUUCUCUCUGGAGGGAGCACCAUGUUUCCGGCAAUCGCGGAUCGCAUCCAGAGGGAAAUCGCAGCCCUGGCUCCGGCUUCCAUGAAAAUAAAAAUUAUAGCGCCUCCUGAAAGAAAGUACUCUGUAUGGAUUGGGGGUAGUAUCCUCGCUAGUUUGACCACAUUCCAGCAAAUGUGGAUUUCGAAGUUGGAAUAUGAAGAGGCAGGUCCGGUUAUUGUCCACAGAAAAUGUUUUUAAU